GUCCAGUCCAGUCCAACCCAGCAGUGACAAGUCUACCACCAAACACCAUCGCAUCCAGCAAAUUAUUAGCUCAUUCAACAUGCCAGUUCCCGUAGGAGCCCACAUGAGCGGGCCCUCAACCGCCGAUAAGUGUACGUUCUGCACGACUUCCCCGUACCCCACAGUUAGACUUAGUGGCAUGAACUUACACCUUCUAUAGUCAAAAUGGGCGCGAUGAUGGGAGGCAGUAAGAACACAAUUCAGAGGUUAUCCAGUUGAUCUGCCUCAUUUGGCUGACAAUGACUAGCGGUCGGGGUGAUCAUUGGCUUCAUUUUCGGUACCUUUCACCUUCUCAGAUACCCCAUAGUCCCCGCACGAUUCAAUUUCCCUAGUUCAUUGAAUGCUAAAUUACCCAGGUUCCGUGAACAUCAUGCGAUACGGAGCUGGUCCAAAUGGAGUCUUGAGAUCUUUGGGCCAAUAUAUGGCAGGAUCGGGAGCUACGUUCGGGUAAAGAAUAUUUCCAUUCCUCCCAAGAGCUUGAGCAAGAGCUUGACUGACUUUGCCCCAGGUUUUUCAUGGCCAUUGGAAGUACUAUUCGAACUGAUACCACCUCCCAACAAGCUAUCGGAGCUUUCGCUCGAGCGCAACGACGGCCAAUAGUGAUGCCACGACAGGCUUAUCGGCAACCAAAGUCACAGUAAAACUUCCACUUUAAUAAAAGAUGAUAGCAAAAGAAAGAGGGAUUGGGAACAAAAAAUGGCGUACAGUGUACAUAAAGGAGCGGCCCUUGGAAGGUGUUGUAGUGUUCUAUCGUCGGGUUAAGAGGAUAGGCUUUGGGCAUCAUCCGUGUACCAACAACGAUCCAUAUACCCCAUGAAGAGUAUUUGCAAUCGGGGAAUACCCAGGAAUCGUUCAAGGUUGUUAGCGUGUAAAGGGGGCACUGUAUGAAAACACUGCAGAAAGUCACUUCCGAGUGGGGAAAGGCCGACGAUACCUACAGUCGGGGAGUCUCAUGCGCCUACGAACUUUGUCUGUGGAGUACCGCGCGAUGUGAGCAUGAUCUCGGCUGUUGAAACGGGAGUCUGUACGCAGUCGGCUCGGCCCUGGUGGUACUUUUUUGUUUUGUUUUUCUUCUUUGUGUCCAAUGAUCAGGUGAUACGCCAGUGCUCAACACGCCUCAGUAAGACACCUGGUCAAUACUCUGUAUACAGCAUCAAAAGUUAUUAUACUAAACGUCCAGGACAAGUAACAUGAUUAUUCUAACAUACUUAGCUUGCUAGAAUGUUUAAAGGAGCAAUUCUUCUGAGCCAUAUGUAUAACUGUUUUCGUUGUACGAUUUUAGAAUAAUAUUACCUAUUUUAAGCUAGGUAUUUAUAUAGUAUUAACCACGUAUCUUACUGAUACGCUGUCCUCGAACGGAAGUUUCUCUCCACAGUCCGUACUUUGAUGGCUAACGCUGAAAUAGUCUCUACGACCCAUUUCUAUUCCUCCGUGCACACGAGGGGUCCUGAUUAUUUUCGCUUGAAUCAGGAUAUACAGAAGAACUCGGUCUGGAUCUCGACAGACAUCAACGUCUAAACGCUGCUGAUAUAUUUGAAACGUACUGUACUAGAACUGUACAGUAAGUGCGCUACCGAGGGAUGAAGGGGCCAUGCAUGCACUGCCCUUUGGAAGUGAACGCACACUUAAUUCAAAGAUGCCAGAUUUUGGCGCCACAAACUGCGGGAAGAGCGCCAAAACGCCACUUCUUUCGUAUGAAUCAAUCCAUUGGGACACAAUGGAAAGAGCACUUCAGUCAUUUAACGUCGAGCAAUUAUGUAUACAUUGAAUUUCUAUUUUGAGAUUAACGAUGAUUGCUCAAUAAUGAUCGAUCGUGUAUUGUCAAUGAUGGAAAGGAAGUGCGUUCUUCAUUGGUACGAUGGUCAGCCUAGUUUUCAGCACCAAGUUACUUGCUAAAAUAGUGCCUGUUGCCAACGUUUGGGGCUUUGUUUUAGAUUUACGUCAGGCGCGUGCACUUUCCUGACAAACGGACAGUUCAUCCGAAGCUUUAAAGGACAUCCUCAACCACAGACGAAAAGCACAGAUAUCCCAACCUCGUGUCGACGAGUAGUACCUGGCAACUCCCGUACGCCCCCUUAUUUUGAUAGCGAUGUCGUGCUCAUUGUUCUCGAGUCCAGCCAGGCCUGUGCCGUGCUUCUUGGGAUCUCUUGGAUGGCAUUGUCCCUUCUAGUUCAGGUUCAUCCGAACGCUUGGAUCUUACUUGUUAUUUUCAGAAGCUUUUUCACUGCCUGGAUUUUCUUCCUCAUACCAUGCUUUCUUCUAGGGAGCUUUUUGUUUUUGUCCGGAGAUCGCUUGCUACUCAUCGGAUACUCAGGCUCCGGGAGAUUCCAUUUGACUCUUUCAAGCGAGGGACUUGUAAUUAGUAGUAGCUGAUCUCCCGACUUUCCGGAUCAAGUGGUGGCUUAUUAUCACUCUCUUCAUAAUUGGUCCCUUCCUAUUGGUUCCCUACUUUCAAUGAUCGUGCGGCUCGAUCCUCAUUGCAUGCAGAGGCAAAAGAAAGUUCAUGUCUCUCAAAUCUGUAUGCAAGGACCAUCUCGUGGCGAACAAUUACAGAAAUGACCCCUUUUGUUCUUGCAGAUAUUCUAGAACUUUCAGACUCAUUAUUUGGAAAUGUCUAAGGUGAGUUUGAAUUACUCUAUAAAUUCUAAUAACAACGACGUUAAUUGUUCUAGAAGGGACUAAGGUUUCAGCUCAGAUUUUUCGGGAAAAUAUAUAGAAUACUACCGCAGAAGACUUCUUGUCCAUUGCUGGGUUUUUUCCAUCUCGAUUGUCUGUGGCUCAGUAGCU
This is a messenger RNA of Hymenoscyphus albidus, 2826 nucleotides long. The record is from the annotation of a GenBank genome assembly. Lineage: Eukaryota; Fungi; Ascomycota; Leotiomycetes; Helotiales; Helotiaceae.